CAACCUCAGACAGAACCCCAAAACAAACUCAUCAAACAAACCUCAAACAAAAUACAAAACAUGGAUUCUUCUACUUCCUUCACUUCACCACUCUUACAUGACCUUCUUGAAGGAUUCCACUCAAGAAGAUUGCUCCUUCAAGCAAACCCCCCAGCUUCAACAAUCAGCCAUGAUUCAGAAAAAGCAUAUCUUGGGGAUGGUAAUUUUGAUGCAAAUGUUAUUAUGGUCCUCUCAGUCCUGUUGUGUGCUCUUAUUUGCUCGCUGGGUUUGAACUCCAUCAUAAGGUGUGCACUAAGAUGUUCCAAUUUAGUUGUCAUAGGUGACUCAGUUACCAACUCUCCAACUAGAGCAGCAAACACUGGAGUCAAGAAGAAAGCUCUCAAGACUUUCCCUGUAGUAAGUUACUCUGCUGAACUGAAUUUGCCAAGUUUGGACUCAGAGUGUGUGAUAUGUUUGUCAGAGUUCACCAAUGGUGAAAAGGUGAGGAUUUUGCCUAAGUGUAACCACGGGUUCCAUGUGAGAUGCAUUGACAAGUGGCUAAGCUCACACUCAUCAUGCCCCAAGUGCAGACAGUGCCUUAUUGAGACUUGUGAGAAGAUUGUUGGGGCUACUACCUCAUCAUCUCAACCUCAACUUUCUGUUGUUGUGGUCACACCAAACCUUCUGGAUCCGGUGCUACUAGAAACAGUUGUGACCAUAGCACCACUCGAGCCGGAGGGCAUGGUGCGUAGCUACAGGGGAAUUAGCUAGUUUAAUUAGUAUAUAUAGUCCUUUUUUUUCUAUUCCAAUUACAUUGUGGUUGAAGUUGUGGAAUUGGUACCAUGGCUUGUGAGUUUGCGACUAGAAUGCCUCUGAUUCUAGUUCUGAUCACUAGUCACUCACCCAACUCAACCAUAAUCAAUUAUUGGUGAAGGUGUACAUAGUGUUGAAACUAAUUAGUUUAACACCAACCCCACUAAAUGUAUAAAAGUAGUUCAAUUUUGAUAACAUGUUUGGAUCCACAA
Lotus japonicus is the source of this 1004-nucleotide messenger RNA. RefSeq names its product RING-H2 finger protein ATL78-like. The coding region runs from base 61 to 750 and encodes 229 amino acids. NCBI's taxonomy places the organism in Eukaryota, Viridiplantae, Streptophyta, Magnoliopsida, Fabales, Fabaceae. Gene Ontology annotation, molecular function: transferase activity. Gene Ontology annotation, biological process: protein ubiquitination. The transcript has a single exon. The record is from RefSeq and is a predicted model, not a curated record.